AUGAAGCUGUUUGUGUGGAGGCAGGAGAGCAGCCUGGAGAUGGCAGUGGGACAGUCCCACCGCAGUGCUGCAGUGCUGAGGUACAAAACUGAAGUUGCCUUGGUAAAGCACCGUUUUCCCCCACCCCUUCCUAUUAUUCUUAUUCUUUUGAGGAUUCUUCAUUGUCAAGCCGCCAAAGUGGAGAGUGUGAUUGCAGAAGGGGGUGCUUCUCGUUUCAGUGCUUCUUCGGGGGGAGGAGGUGGUAGGGGUGCACCUCAGCACUAUCCCAAGACUGUCGGCAACAGCGAGUUCCUGGGGAAAACCCCAGGGCAAAGCGUUCAGAGAUGGGUUCCUUCACGAAGCACUAGACGAGAUGUCAACUCCAGCAACGAAAAAGAGCGACACGAUGCAAUCUUCAGGAAAGUGAGGGGCAUACUCAACAAACUCACGCCUGAGAAGUUUGACAAGCUAUGCCUUGAGCUCCUGAACGUGGGCGUAGAUUCAAAACUCGUCCUUAAAGGAAUCAUCUUGCUGAUUGUAGACAAAGCCCUAGAAGAGCCGAAGUAUAGCUCGCUCUAUGCUCAGCUAUGUCUGCGCUUGGCAGAGGACGCACCAAACUUUGAUGGCCCUUCACCGGAGAUCCAAACAGCCCAAAAGCAGAGCACAACCUUCAGAAGACUGCUGAUUUCCAAGCUUCAAGAUGAAUUUGAAAAUCGCACCAGAAAUGUUGAAAUCUAUGACAAACAUGACAACCCUCUUACUUCUGAGGAGGAGGAGCAGCGUGCCAUUGCCAAGAUCAAGAUGCUUGGCAACAUUAAAUUCAUCGGGGAACUUGGCAAACUCGACCUCAUCCAUGAAUCUAUCCUUCAUAAGUGCAUCAAAACACUUCUGGAAAAGAAGAAGAGAGUCCAGCUCAAGGAUAUGGGGGAGGAUCUGGAGUGCCUCUGUCAGAUAAUGAGAACCGUUGGGCCGAGACUCGACCAUGAGAAAGCAAAGUCUUUAAUGGAUCAGUACUUUGGCCGUAUGCGAUCCUUAAUGAACAACAAGGAGUUGCCUGCUAGGAUCCGCUUCCUGCUGCAGGACACGGUGGAGCUGCGAGAAAACAACUGGGUCCCCCGCAAGGCUUUCAUCGACAAUGGACCAAAGACGAUCAACCAGAUCCGUCAGGAUGCAGUGAAAGAUUUGGGUGUUUUCAUUCCAGCGCCCAUGUCUCAGGGGAUGAGGAUGGACUUCUUCCUGGAAGGCCCCUUCAUGCCUAACCGAAUGAAACUGGACAGGGAGACUCUCGGGGGAUUGGCUGAUAUGUUUGGACAGAUGCCAGGCAGUGGGAUUGGGACAGGCCCGGGGGUCAUUCAGGACAGGUACUCACCCACUAUGGGACGCCAUCGCACCAACCCGCUCUUCAACGGCCACAGUGGCCACAUUGCCCCUCCACCACAGUCCCAGUUCGACAUGGGACCUAAGUCUUUUGUCAAGUCCAACCAGGUUCAGAACCAGCAUUUCCUCAACCAGAACCAGAACCACAUGGCCCAGCAGCAGGUUCAGUCCAAGGACAUGCCGCCACGAUUCAGCAAGAAAGGACAGCUCAAUGCAGACGAGAUCAGCCUAAGGCCAGCCCAGUCCUUCCUCCUCAACAAGAACCAGGUACCCAAGCUGCAGCCUCAGAUCCCGACCAUGAUCCCACCCAGUGCCCAGCCUCCACGCACUCAGACCCCCCCACUGGGACAGCCUCCACAGCUUGGCCUGAAGACCAACCCCCCGCCGAUCCAGGAGAAGCCUCAGAAGACAAACAAGAAACCACCUCCUGCCAAGGAGGAGCUGCUGAAGAUGACGGAGGCAAUCAUGACGGAAUACCUGAACAGCAAGAAUCUGACUGAGGCGGUGAACAGUAUGCGAGAGAUGAAGGCUCCCAAGCACUUCCUGCCAGAGAUGCUGAGUAAGAUCAUUGUGUGCUCCCUGGACCGUCCGGACGAGGACAAGGAGCACGUCAGCACCCUCAUUCACACACUUCGUACUGAGGGCCUCAUCACUGCAGAGAACUUCAUGCAGGCUUUCCUCAACGUGUUGGACCAGUGCCCGAAGAUCGAAGUGGACGUGCCUCUGGUCAAGUCCUACCUGGCCCAGUUUGCGGCACGGGCUGUCAUUGCAGAGCUGGUGAGCGUGGCAGAGCUGGCCCACCCCCUGGAGAACGGCACCCACUUCCCCCUCUUCCUGCUCUGCCUGCAGCAGGCAGCCAAGCUGAAGGACCGAGAAUGGCUCACUGACCUCUUCCAGCAGAGCAAGGUCAACAUGCAGAAGAUGCUUCCAGAAAUAGACCAGAACAAGGACCGCAUGUUGGAGAUCUUGGAGGGGAAGGGCCUCAGCUUCCUGUUCCCCCUGCUGAAGCUGGAGAAGGAGCUGCUGAAACAGAUCAAGGCAGAUCCGUCUCCCCAGUCCAUCUACAAGUGGAUUAAAGACAACAUCUCUCCUAAGCUUCACACCGACAAAGGCUUCGUCAACAUUCUCAUGACCAGUUUCCUUCAGUACAUCUCCCAGGAGCUGUGCGUGGCGGAGGGCGACGAGCAGCUGGCCGCCCCCUCCAAAGAGCAGCUGGAGCAGGAGAAGCAGCUGCUGCUGGCCUUCAAGCCUGUCAUGCAGAAGUUCCUGCACGACCACACCCAGCUGCAGGUUAGCGCCCUCUACGCCCUGCAGGUGCACUGCAAUGCCAGCGGCUUCCCCAAAGGCAUGCUGCUCCGCUACUUUGUUAACUUCUACGACAUGGAGAUUAUUGAAGAAGAGGCCUUCCUUGCUUGGAAAGAAGACAUAACUCAAGAAUUCCCUGGAAAAGGAAAAGCUUUAUUCCAGGUCAACCAGUGGCUAACCUGGCUGGAGACAGCUGAGGAGGAAGAGUCUGAGGAUGAAGCAGAUUGAAGAAACCAACCAGAAGCAGGCAUCAUGGUGUAGAAGAUCAACCUUAUUAUUACACUCGCCUUUCCUUUAUUAAAAUCUGUGCUUAAUUUAACCACUACCACGUGGCGCUCAGCUGCUUCUGUCUCGCAAAUAUUAAGCAAAAGCAUAGUGUGCUACCACCCAUACCUAUGCCUUCUUAUAUGAUAGGCUGAGAAGCAUCAUUUAAUCUGUUGCUUAAUGGAUGAUUGAUUUGGGUCUCUGUCCUGAUCGGCUACAUGAAUUCUGAAUUCUGAAGUCUGGAGUGGCUCAAUCAUGUUUGUUGUUUUUUGCUCUGACUGUAAUUGUUAGUUUUGUAACGUUUUUUCAUUGUAUUGCAUGUUUCACUUCCACUCUUUAAUUUGUUACUGAUUUGGCCCCUCCCUGAUAACAAGCCCAGCUUUAUUUGAAGAUGUAUGUAGGAUUUUCCCCUUCGAUCACAGUCAAAUUAGCAGGAAUGCACUCUUAAUGCCAGCAAAAGGCACCAGAAGGCCGUUACAAGCUGUAGCCUCAGUGUGUCUGUGCUCUCAUUUGGUACAGUGAAGGUUAGAUAUGUAACAUCUGCCUGAAUUCCUUUCCAUCACACUCGGAGGAGAUGCUUCAGAACAGCCAAGGGAAAUUAAGAUCUGGCCAGAUAAAAUCACUUGAACAUGACACAUUACAGAUGGUUACUUGGCUUCUUUGACAGUUUGUGAUGCAUGUAGUGGAAAUCCCAGAAUAUUUGACAACUACAUAAGCCUUUGGAUUGUUUCUGGAAGUACGAUUGCAAGGCCAGCUCAAGUCAGAAGCAUAAGCUGGCAAAACGUUUCCUAAUGAAUCAAGGUGUGUUUGGUUAACCUAUGCUUUCCUAAACACCCCCACGCCCCCCCUCCUUAAAACUUGUUUUAAAUAAAAGUGCUCUUCAUAGUUAUUAUCGCCAGUGAUGAGCAUCUUCCUUUUUUUUCUGGAUAAAUUUUCCCCUCACCAAAAAAUUCCCUUCUAUCUGCCCCUUUUGUCUAUUAUUACGAGAGUGGUUGCAAUACUCACCCUCCAAAUGUUACAAUAUUUCAAAAACUGUAAUCUGUGGUGUGCCGCCGUAAUGUUUCAAAGUUGCCUGUGUUUCUACCUCUUAGUUAGAUGGGCUUUUUUUUUCUUUUGUUGUGCUGGGAUCAUGAAAUCUAAGAGAGCCCAAGCAAAUGCAGAAGUAUUUGAUUUAGUCCCGGCCUAAUUGCACAGUAAAAUAAUUGAAGCUGACUUUCCGAUGAAGCUUCUCAUGGUUUACAAGUAUUAAUAUUUAAGAAUGAAAGAAAAGCGUUUUUUUUAAUUGGACAACUUGGCAUCCUCUUUGCGAACAGACGCGUUAAGAAGCGGGGUUAAGAGAUUGAUCCCAGACCACGAGUGACAGCGUGAAUGUGGCCUCUAUUUUGAAUGCUCAAGUAAGAAACUGAAAAGAGAAUUUUAUCUUUUUUUUUUUUUUUUUUUAAUUGGCAAUAUGAAAACAUCCUUUUUUAAAAUCGUAUUUGACCCUCCCCUCAUUAAAAUAAAGUCCAACAGCUAAAACAAAUUUGAAGAAUGAAAUGGAAAAUGUUGAAUUUGCCCAAGAAUUACUCAGCCAGUGUGCUCACAAGCCAUGUUUAUGUAUAAGGCAAUGGAUCGGGAUCAUAUUGCAAGGUAUUCAUAAAUAUUGUGCACCUCUAUUGCUUUAAUGUCAAUAAAGUCCAGUACAUGAGCACCAAAA
Molecule: messenger RNA, 4621 nt
Organism: Myripristis murdjan (pinecone soldierfish)
Lineage: Eukaryota; Metazoa; Chordata; Actinopteri; Holocentriformes; Holocentridae
Gene: eif4g2b
Product: eukaryotic translation initiation factor 4, gamma 2b
Exons: 22
Coding region: 1-2889 (962 amino acids)
Cellular component (GO): eukaryotic translation initiation factor 4F complex
Molecular function (GO): translation initiation factor activity; protein binding; mRNA binding
Source: RefSeq, a predicted model, not a curated record